Molecule: messenger RNA, 427 nt
Organism: Bursaphelenchus xylophilus (pine wood nematode)
Lineage: Eukaryota; Metazoa; Nematoda; Chromadorea; Rhabditida; Aphelenchoididae
Source: the annotation of a GenBank genome assembly
AUGGUCCAAAUCGAGUUGCCCGAUCUCCAGACUCUCAAGGGAUACAGCGAGCAGGAUGUGGCCGAUAUGGCCAGCCCCGACCGUGUCCUCGUCAUCAUUUAUGAUCUCGUUUAUGAUCUCACCGAGUUCGUCGACAUUCACCCUGGAGGCGCCGAAAUUAUUUAUGAAAUGGUAAGCUUUCUUCGCAACUAAUUUUGCAUAAUUUUUAACUUUACAAUGUUAAUUACUAAUUAAUCAACUGUAACCUUGACUUACCACCCUCUUUUUUCAGAACGGUCUAGAUGCUACGUCGGUCUUUGAAGAUGUGGGCCAUUCCAAACUAGCUCGCACUAUUUUGCUUCGUUAUGUGAUUGGCCGAGUUCUCCGCGACGAUCUCAAAUUACAACAAUAUCAGAAUACCAAAGCCAUGCAGAACAUCCGGUUCUAA